Thrips palmi is the source of this 3312-nucleotide messenger RNA. RefSeq names its product scavenger receptor class B member 1-like. Gene Ontology annotation, molecular function: scavenger receptor activity. Gene Ontology annotation, cellular component: membrane; cytoplasm. The record is from RefSeq and is a predicted model, not a curated record. The coding region runs from base 371 to 1990 and encodes 539 amino acids. NCBI's taxonomy places the organism in Eukaryota, Metazoa, Arthropoda, Insecta, Thysanoptera, Thripidae. The transcript has 9 exons.
CCAGACGGGCGGACGGUCAGACGACGGCCGGAGGGGCGUCCUCGUGUGUUGGCUGUUGGCUUUGGUUUGUCGUUAGUUGUAGUGCGGCGUGCGCAGCGUGCGCCGGGGUGGCAGUGUUGUGCGGCGCGCGUUUCAGUUUGCGUAGAGUGCGUGCGUUCGGCAGUGAGUGGGUGUGGGUGUUUAAGUGCGGCUGGUGACACCCGCAGCACUCGUCGUUACGCGCCUCGUGCACGCGGCCGAGCAUGGCGGCACGGCGCGGCACGGCGGCGCAGGACACAUGCAUAUGCAUAGGUGGCCGUCGUGCGGCCCUCGACCAGCUCCUCGUCUAGGUUAGGUGGCACUCGGGCAGGAAUCGAGGCUGCCGUCCGCCAUGACGGCCGAGAAGAAGGCCGCCAGCAAGUGGCCCCACCUGCGCUACAGCCGCGCGGCCGCCGACCUGGGGCCCUCGCUGCACGGCCUGCACGGCGACGAGCUCCAGGGACCCACGCUGGGCGGCAGGGCGCGCCGGAAAAGAUGCGGACUCUGUCGGAUCACCUGCGGGGUCGUCGUCGCCGUGCUGUUCCUCUUGGUGCUGGCGGGCUCGGCGCUGCUCUGCUUCACCAACUUCUUCGAGACGAUGGUGCGCCGGGGGCUGGUGUUCCAGGAGGACGGGCCGCUGUUCGCGGGGUGGCGGCAGCCCGCGCUCAAGCCCCUGGUGCGCGUCUUCGUCUACAACUACACCAACUCGGACGAGUUCCUGGAGGGCCUGGCCCCGAAGCUCCGCGUCCAGGAGGUCGGCCCGUACUCGUACAGGGAGACGCUGGAACGGGUCAACAUUCGCUUCCACGACAACGGCACCAUGUCUUACAGCGAGAAGCGGACGCACGUGUUCGAGCCGACGCUGUCUGGCGGCUCUGAGGACGACGUGGUGACGGUGCCCAACCUGCCUCUCAUCGGCGCCAUGGCACGGGUCGUGAACGAGGGCGCCAUCGCGCAGUUCGCGCUCAACGGCGCCUUCCUCUUCUCGCCGCCCGCCCAGUUCGACCGCCUGCGCGCCAAGGACUUCCUCUUCGGCUACAACAACUCUGUCUACAACUUCGCCAAGGGCGUCUCGGCGCUGUCGCAGAGCGGCCCCGUGCCCAAGCUGGGCCUCAUCGCCACGCGCUCCGGCCUGAGCAACGACAGGUACACCGUGUUCACGGGCAAGGGCAACUUCUCCCUGCUGGACGUGGUGUCGCGCUUCAACGGCCGGGAGGCGCUGUCGGUGUGGGAGAGCGACGACUGCAACCGCAUCGACGGCUCGGAGGGCGCCUUCUUCAACCUGGACGCGCUGCGCGACCGCCGGCCCGUCCACGUGUUCAACGCGGGCAUCUGCCGGCGCCUGGCGCUCGAGUUCAAGUCCGAGACAACGGUCAUGGACGGCAUCCCCGCGCUGCGCUACGGCCCGCCCGACAACUUCUUCCACAACGCGCUGGACAACAGCGACAACGCGUGCUACCGCCACUCCAGCUUCGACACGCACCUACCCUCCGGCGUGUUCAACAACUCGGCCUGUUCCUACGGGUCACCAACAUAUUUGUCGUUUCCACAUUUUUAUCUUGGCGAUCCCAGCCUCAGAAAUGUGGUGGACGGCAUGGACCCACCAGAUCCGGAGAAACAUCAAAUGUACUUCACUAUUCAUCCCGUUCUGGGAAUGAAUUUAGGAGCGGUGUCAAGGAUCCAAAUAAACGUCAUGAUCAAGAAGGCUUCAUACGUCCCACAAUUGAAUCGUUUUGAAGAUGGAAUGAUAAUUCCAGUUGCCUGGAUAGAAACUAAUGCAAGACAGUUCCCAGAGGAGACAAAGAGAGCAGUGUAUCAUGCAACUUUCACUCUGAGAGCGGUUGAAAAAGGAAUGAUGUAUGCCUUCCCCAUCCUGACCUUUAUUAUGGCCUGCAUAUUAGCAUGCAUCAUAAUUCCAUGUGGAACAAAACGACCCAAAGAACCUCCCAUCCAAGUAAUCAGACUAUCGUAGUCUGUAUUGUGAUAGAAAAAAAGUGUUCUGUUUAGUGUUAAAUUGUUUGGUUUAAAAUAGUUUAUUAAUUGUUGUAGCCCUGUAUCUAUUACCAUGUUUGGAUAUAACAGGUAAAAAAUGAACUUAAGUAGGUGAUCUGCUUAAGUAAAUGGGAUUGCUGGUCUCCGCUCGAAAAUGUGCAGAUAUUGGACCACAGCAAAAGUUUUGGAGAAGUAAUCUUGGGAAGUGGAAUUUUGUCUCAAACACAAAUUGAAAUUGAGAAAGAUCAGCUUUGGAAAUUGUUUAAUUUCAAAUGCAUGACUUCCAACUUUCACUGUCAAGUUAUUUAUUUUCUUAAACAUUCCUUUAAAAUAGCAUGAAUUGUGGUUUUCAUUAUUUAUCAAAUGUAAUUGUGUGACAAAGAACUGAUUUAAAUGUAAGAUUUGAAACUAUGUAAAAUUAUUUAAGUUGUCUACUUUUUUAUUUAGAAAGUAAAUUGUUCAAUUUAAGUGUUUUCGAUAAGCGUAGUAGAUAUGUGUACUGUCUCCUGACAUGAUUGAGCUAGGGACCAAACAAAUCGUACAUUCAUCCUGAAUGGUGUACAUGAUUGUUAGUAAUUCAGUUUUGUCUUUUGAUAUGUGCCUUUUCCCCAUACUUUUGGGAUCCUUUGUGUCAUUCAAAUGUUUUAUGUACAACAUUUAAUUAUUAAGUUGGGAUUGUGGACACAGCUGUGAUGUGUUAGUAGUUGUGACUUAGGGGAACAAAUUCAGUAACUAGUUACUAAUCAUGUUUUGGUAAUAUUUCUUUGCAUUUGUUACCUCCAUGGAAGUCAUCGAAGGUUGUGAAAGCCGUCCUUUAAAGCGCUUACAAAUGAUAGCUGACUGCAUCUCCACCUUGUAUUAGAGGCUUCCUGCUCUGAAAAUGUGAAAGUUUUCCUCUGAUCUCAGUAAUAGAGACAAGUACGAAUGCAUUCGAAUUAGUUUAACUGGUGCAAUGUAGCGCAUAGUCAAGCGGUGUCAGUCAGCCCUUGUGUGAUCUUGCCUCUACCUGUGCCAUAAUUAGACAGGACACUGUUCACUGUGAUAUUUGUGAGUUUUUAUAAGUUAGUUAGGUAAUUAAUUCAUGAAUGAUAACUUGAUACUCAUUGAGUUUUACCGUAACAUUCCAGUCCAGAGAACAAUUGUUAACAAAUAUUUAAGGCUCUGAGAGUCUGCUUAACUCACUGUAUUUCCUGCUCAAUGUAUGUUUCACUUUAUAGAUACCAUUGCACUAUUAAGAGUGACUAUCUUUAAAACAAAUGUAUAAAACGUAUGUUUCAUGUCAAUUCCAUUUUUGGAUUCUCA